Molecule: messenger RNA, 863 nt
Organism: Asterias rubens (European starfish)
Lineage: Eukaryota; Metazoa; Echinodermata; Asteroidea; Forcipulatida; Asteriidae
Product: ubiquitin-related modifier 1-like
Exons: 5
Coding region: 23-349 (108 amino acids)
Biological process (GO): protein urmylation; tRNA thio-modification
Cellular component (GO): nucleus; cytoplasm
Molecular function (GO): protein tag activity
Source: RefSeq, a predicted model, not a curated record
GGUGGACUAGACUAAAUUCAAGAUGGCAGCGCCCAGGACAAGUUUGGAUGGCUUACAAAUACGGCUUGAAUUCAGUGGAGGAGCUGAAUUACUAUUUGACAAAGUGAAAUCACACGAUGUCGCAUUGGACACUUCAAAUGGAGAGCAAUGGAAUAUCAGAGAACUUUUAGUUUGGAUCAAAGACAACAUUCUGAAAGAGAGACCUGAGCUGUUUAUCCAAAAUGGCACUGUGAGACCUGGCAUCUUGGUGCUAGUGAAUGAUGCCGAUUGGGAGCUAAUGGGAGAGCUAGAUUACAAACUGCAACCUUCUGAUAGAAUAGUCUUCAUAUCAACACUUCAUGGAGGAUAGCAAUAACUUAUCUCUUUGCAUAAAUUGAAAUGUAUUUAUAAAGACCUUUUACAAAAACAAUUUUAUGAGAUAUCGCUCAAGUCACAAAGCCAGACGGCCACUUCAAGGUGAGAGCUAAACUUAACUGAUUUGAGCUGUCGAUCCAAAUCAACUGCCACCAGGGUUACACUGCCGCCUAAUCCUGGGUUAGAAACAGGGUUACGCACUUCACAGUCCUUGAGGGUGUAGGCAUGGGUAUGAUCUAGUAGGAGCCUGGUUGGUAGAGCAGAAUGAACUACCUUCCCAACUCGAGGCAGAAGUGUCAUGAUGGUCAUUCGAUUCCACAUUCUGCUACCUACACUUAUAAUAGUGAACUUUCAAAAAGCACAACAGGAGUGCAAUUUAUAUCAUAUCAUUGGAAGUGCUUUAAACUCAUCCAGAUAAGCCAGUUUACAAGAAAAAGCUUAAAGGAACACGUUGCCUUGGAUCGAUCGAGUUGGUCUUUGACAAGCGUUUUGUGACCGUUUGUUAUAAA